Messenger RNA from Xiphophorus maculatus (southern platyfish), 1230 nucleotides. RefSeq names its product potassium two pore domain channel subfamily K member 1 (gene kcnk1b). Gene Ontology annotation, biological process: potassium ion transmembrane transport; stabilization of membrane potential. NCBI's taxonomy places the organism in Eukaryota, Metazoa, Chordata, Actinopteri, Cyprinodontiformes, Poeciliidae. Gene Ontology annotation, cellular component: membrane. The transcript has 3 exons. The record is from RefSeq and is a predicted model, not a curated record. Bases 146 to 1153 code for a protein of 335 amino acids. Gene Ontology annotation, molecular function: potassium ion leak channel activity.
CAACAACCAAAGCAGGUUCCGUGAAGGGGAGGAGAGGAUAUUCAUUUGAGCUUUGUCUCCUAACAACAUCACUGUGUGUACAGUAGGGUAGACUUACUUUGUUGUAAUAAAUUAUUUCCGAGGUGAUUUAGGAACCCGGGUAAAAAUGCUCCAGUCUCUAGCCAGCAAUUCGUGUGUGCGUUUGAUACAGAAUCAUAAAUCGACGUGGUAUUUCGUGUCUUUAAUAUUGGGUUAUCUCCUUUAUCUCAUAUUCGGCGCCGUCGUCUUCUCGUCGGUCGAACUACCGUACGAAGACCAACUGCGUCAGGAGCUGAGGGCGGUCAAAAAGCAGUUCCUCUUGGAAAAUGAGUGUCUGUCCGAGGAGCGACUGGAGCGGUUUUUAAAGAAAGCCCUAGAUGCCAGUAAUUAUGGGGUUUCUAUUCUCAAUAAUGCCUCGGCUAACUGGAACUGGGACUUCACCUCUUCGCUGUUUUUCGCCAGCACGGUGCUGUCCACCACAGGUUACGGUCACACAGCACCUCUAUCAGAUGGCGGCAAGGCCUUCUGCAUUAUUUACUCCGUGAUUGGCAUCCCGUUUACCCUCCUCUUCCUCACUGCCGUUGUACAAAGGAUCAUGGUCUUCAGCACUCGGAGGCCCGUUACGUACAUCCACACACGAUGGGGUCUGUCCAAGCAGCUUGUGGCCAUCGUUCACGCCACCCUACUGGGCAUGUUGGCCGUCUCGUGCUUCUUCCUCAUCCCGGCGGCCAUCUUCUCUGCUCUGGAGGAGAACUGGAACUUCCUGGAGUCCUUUUAUUUCUGCUUUAUUUCACUCAGCACCAUUGGCCUCGGAGACUACGUACCAGGAGAAGCAGCCAAUCAGAAGUUCAGGGAGCUGUAUAAAGUGGGCAUCACUGUCUACCUCAUUCUGGGUCUGAUAGUCAUGCUGGUGGUGUUGGAGACCUUCUGUGAGCUGCAGCAGCUGAAGCAGCUCAGGAAGAUGUUCUACCUGAAGAAGGAGAAGCCCCAGGACCGCCUCGCCAUUUUGGAGCACGACCAUCUCUCCUUCACCACCGUGUCUGACAACACAAGUGGCAAGAAUGAGGACAAAGCCAAGACGUUUCUCAGUGUCCCAACUCUGGUCUCUCCCAAUGAUGACCCAAUGAUCCAGUAAAAAAAAAAAAAAGACCAAAAAGGAUAACCAGAGGAAUAAAAAAUAAGGGAUUAACUCAUAGUAGAAAACAGCAUGAG